This is a messenger RNA of Oncorhynchus nerka (sockeye salmon), 966 nucleotides long. Its product is annotated as tRNA-yW synthesizing protein 3 homolog (S. cerevisiae). NCBI's taxonomy places the organism in Eukaryota, Metazoa, Chordata, Actinopteri, Salmoniformes, Salmonidae. The record is from RefSeq and is a predicted model, not a curated record.
AUGGAAAAUACAUGUAUCCAAUGGAAGAAACAAUGUCUAAACAACAACUUAGAAAGAAAGGAGGACAUCUCACAUAUUGUUUCUGCCAUAAACAACUCAGCCUAUUAUUUCACCACCAGCUCCUGUUCUGGAAGGAUUCUUCUCAUAGAUGGGGUGUUAGACACUCCAGAUGUGCAGAAACUGAACUGUCCCUGGCUUUUCAUCACCAAGAAAUGUCAUAUGGGCGAUUUGAUGUCUGAUUUGGAGAUGUCAUAUGAAGAUACUGUGUUGAAGUUUGAGUUUUGUAUUCAUGUCCAAUGUAGACAGCUUGAAGAUACACAGCUUCUGCAUUCUUUGGCAAUAAACUCUGGCUUUAGAAACUCUGGAUUGACUGUAGACAAGAAGGGCAAAAUCAUAACGGCAGUCCGAAGUACCCAUGGUCUGGUGGUUCCACUGAGCCACAAAGGACAGGUCCUGGUGAAGGAGGACUACAUCUACUUCCUGGUGGAAGUAGCCAAUCAGAAAAUGGAGGAAAAUGUCAAACAAAUUGAGAGGUUCUACGAGUGGCUACAGUCUGCUUUGCAACCAGCUGAACCUCAAAGCCCAAGUAGACAGGAGACGGAGGAGAAAUCUGUUUACAAGCAAUGGAGGAAAAGAGGACAGACAAACGUUUAAACAGACACUCAGACAGACGCUUGCCAAGACAACAGAGACAUUAAUCCAGUUGAGCUUGAGGACUGCUUGGGGAGGAUUGACGGCUCUACCCCAAAGUCUCAUCUUUUGGUGGUGCGGUUCCUGAAAGGUGUGCGUCGGCUCAGAUCAGUGUGUAAGCCCAUGGCACUGACCUGGGACCUAGCUUUGGUUCUGGACACUCUCUGUGAGCCUCCGUUUGAACCAUUGGAGUCUGUGGACCUGAAGGUCCUUUCCUACAAGACUUCCCUGCUCAUGGCCUUGGCAUCAGCCAAACGCGUUGGGGAUCUCCAAUGA